UAUACAUGUCCCAGUUGCUUUUGUAGAAGUGACCUUGCCCUAAGCCACCAGAACUGACGUGUUCAGGAAAUCAGCUGAUCGCGGAGUCCCGAGGCUGCGCUAAAAGCGGCAACACCUGCCCCCCAGCGGAGUCUGGUCACUUAUCACUUUCAGUCCAAGUCCACAGCCGCUGACCCACAGGCCCUCCUCCCUCCCUUUCCUCUGCUUCAUGUUCCCCGCCGGUCGAACAGUCCGUGCCCGGAUCAGAUCGGAUCGGUUCAGUUCUCCUUAAACGCACUGCCCUCGCUAUGCUCCACAACGGCAACGAGCCUGCCCCGUUAUCGCCUGCCAAGUUGGGUAAACCAGCGGGAGCCGGAGCCCCCAGCCUUCUCAACCACCCGCAGUCCCGGCCCGAGAUCAGGAAGAAUGCCAUCACUGACGACUACCGAGUCUCCGCUAACGUCCUGGGGCUGGGAGUCAACGGCAAAGUGUUGGAAUGUUUCCACAAGAAAACGGGAGAGAAGUGCGCUCUGAAGAUUCUCUACGAUAGUCCAAAGGCACGACGUGAAAUGGACAUGCACUGGAGGGCCUCCAGCACUCUCCACAUUGUCCGAAUAAUUAACAUCUAUGAGAACAUGCACCAUGGAAAGCGGUGUCUCUUGAUAGUGAUGGAAUGUAUGGAAGGAGGUGAAUUAUUCAACAGGAUCCAGGAUCGGGGUGAUCAGGCAUUUACCGAGAGGGAGGCCUCAGAAAUAAUGAGGGAUAUAGGAAGUGCUAUUCAGUACCUCCAUGCAAUGAACAUUGCUCACCGGGAUGUCAAGCCGGAAAACCUGUUGUAUACUUCGAAAGAUUUGAGCGCAAUCCUCAAGCUCACGGAUUUUGGGUUUGCUAAAGAAACAACACUUCACAACUCUCUGGCAACGCCCUGCUACACACCGUACUAUGUUGCUCCAGAGGUGCUGGGCCCAGAGAAAUACGACAAGUCGUGUGACAUGUGGUCCCUGGGAGUGAUCAUGUAUAUUCUGCUGUGUGGGUAUCCUCCGUUCUACUCCAAUCAUGGCCUGGCCAUUUCUCCUGGUAUGAAGAAGAGGAUUCGGAUGGGGCAGUAUGAAUUUCCAAACCCAGAGUGGUCAGAUGUCUCCGAGGAAGCGAAAGAUCUGAUCCGGCAGGUGCUGAAGACCGAUCCCACAGAGCGAAUGACAAUCACCGAGUUUAUGAACCAUCCCUGGAUUAAUCAAUCGAUGGUGGUUCCUCAGACUCCACUACAUACGAGCAGGGUACUCCAAGAAGAAAAAGAUAUGUGGGAGGAGGUGAAGGAUGAAAUGACAAGCGCACUCGCCACCAUGCGUGUCGACUACGACCAGGUGACAAUUAAGGACUUGGACAAAACCAGCAACCCUCUCUUGAACAAGAGACGAAAGAAGCAGACCUCGUCAGCACGGUCCUCAUCAGCAAUCUGCAGCAAUCAGUGAAGGGAGGACCAGACAGCAACAGGACUGGGGAUACUUUUUAACACACAGCAAGAAACUGAAGGCUUAUUAAACUCCAGCACAGCCAGUUCAGCCCGACCAAGGCUGGAGGUUCUCAACAACAAUAGAGGAUGGUUUCUACUGGCAUUGACAACACAUCUGGGAAAGGGAAGGCAGCUCAGCUGUGCUCUGCUGUUCCCCAGGAUCCCAAAUCCUUUCCUUUCUGUACCAUUGUGUUGCUCCUUUUGUUCUGAACAGUUUUUAUCCUGGUGUUUUAAUUAGGUUGAAACUUUGCAUUGGCAUUGAUGAAAGAAUGACAAAGAGGGAGGGGCUAAGCAAUGAAGAUGUACAUUAGUGCUGCAGGCUCACUUGUGAGUGGUAAGUGUGCUAUUAACUGAACACACAUCACACACAGGACUUUUGGGUCCUUCUGCUAUGAAGCAGCUAAUGUUUGAAGUGCCACUUGUGAUCAGUAGAGACCUUUAGAGGGUAGAAUUGGGGGCUAGCUGAGAAGGUGGCCACCUCCCUGUCACUGACUCUGUACGGCAGCCUGAUAUGUCCUGGUGGAGCUGCAACAGGAACUCUGGGCAUUGAACGACAUGUCUGUAAAGUAAACGUGAUAAUGGGGAGGGAGCCCAGGCUCAUGUAUAACGAAUAGUCACUGGCAGCAGAUACCAUGAGGCAGUUGCCAGCCAUGGAAUCUCUACCCCGGCAAGAGCCUUCAGGAGAGGUGUGGGAGCAAACAAGUGGAGCACUGUAAGGGUCAGAGUCAAAAUCAAAGGUUAAACCAAAGGGCAGUGUCUGAGGCUUUUGUGAUGAUCCAAGGUUUGCUGAGGUACUAAUGAUAGGCAUGUAAGAAUUUUUUUGAAAAUGUUUUGCCAUCAAGGUAAAACUAUUCAUUAAAUUGUAGGCAAGGCAAACUUUGUCAGAUUACGAUAGGCAAUUUUUUUUUAUUUGUACUUAAAAUUGCCACAUAGUUGUCCUGAUAAAUCAGAGGUUUAAAAAAAAACUGGCAUUUUCUUUAAGCACCUUUUAUGACCUUAGAAUGCACCAAAGCAUUUUUCAGCCAGUGAAGUACUUUUGAAUUGUUGCAACGUAGCAAAUGUGGUAAUGGAUUCUCACCUCAAGCCACUUCCACCAUUCAAUGCGAUCAUGGCUGACAUUUGACCUAACUCCACUCCACUAACUCCUUCGACCCAUAUCCCUCAAUAUCUUUGGUUCACAAAAAUCUAUCAAUCUCAGAUUUGGAAUUAAGAAUUGAUCUAGCAUCAAUUACCAUUUCAGAAGCGAGUUCCAAACUUCUGCUACCAUUUGAGUGUGGAAAUGUUUCCCAAUUUCAUUCCUGAAACAUCUGGCUCUAAUUUUUAGACUGUGCUCACUAGGCCAGCACCAUCACCAGCCACUCCCCCUCCUACUCAACUGCUCUAGAAGCUGGUGAUUGUUCAAGGCUUUAAUAAUUAGGUGAGUGGGUAGGUAAUUGCUCAGUAAGUUUUAAGAUAUUAUCCCUCUAAACGGGGGCACUGGUUUAAACCAGUACUGGGAAGAUGAUCGGGAUUGCAUUAAAUUUAUAGCUUUAACAAUUAAACUGCUUAAAAUAACUAGAGAUAACAGUUGAGUGAUAUUUCUAAACUUGAAACCUAAUUAGUUAAAUAAAAGACAAUAUAGAUGACAAGCCAGAUGAUGUGUUGCAGUCGUAUCACAUGGAAGCUGGUGGACAUCAGUGUGAUCCACAACAACCAUAUCUGCAGUAAGUGUCUGCACCUCAAGGCACUUUGGCUCCGAGUUGAUGAACUGGAGUCUGAGCUGCAUCAGGAAGGGGGAAAGUUAUCUGAACACUUUGUUCCAGGAGGUUAGGUACCCCUUAGGCCAGGUACUUCUGAUUUGGUCCAUGAUCAGGGACAGAAGGCUGUGACUAUGGGGGUCUAGAAGGUAGCAGUGGAGGAGCCCUUGCAAUUUUUCAACAGGUUCAAAGUUCUUGCAGCUUGUGUGGAUGAGAGCAGGGACUGCAGGAAAAUUAAGCAAACCAACAAUGGCACCGUAGUGCAGGGAACCAUUCAAGUGGGGGGAGUAUAAAGAAAUGUAGUUGUAGUAGGGAACAGUAUAGUUAGGGGAAUAGAUAUUGUUUUCUGCAGUUGAGAGUGUGAAUCCCAAAAGCUGUGUUGCCUGUCCAGUGCUAGAGUUAAGGACAUCUUUUCAAGGCUGGUGAGGAACUUGGAGUGGGAGGAGAAGGAUCCAGUUGCUGUGAUCCACAUAAGUACCAAUGACAUAGGUAGGACUAAGAGAGAGGACCUGUUAAGAGAGUGUGAGCAGCUGAGUGGUAAAUUAAAAAGCAGAACCACAAGGGUAAUAAUCUCUGGAUUGCUACCUGAGCCAUGAGCAAAUUGGCAUAUGGUAAAUAAGAUUAGAGAGUUGAAUGCAUAGCUUAAAGAUUGGUUUGGAAGAAAUGGGUUUCGAUUCAUGGGGCAACUAGGGAAAGAGGGAGCUGUACUGUUAGGGCAGUCUUCAGCUGAACCACACUGGAACCAGUGGGACUGUCUAAUUGUACAACUAGGACUGGAGAGAGGACUUUAAAUAAUGCAGAGUAACGAUACAUGUAAUGAUAACCAGAGUGUAACAGGAAGGGACAGAGCAUACAAACAGAGUGCACCGGCAAACCAGGUCAGGGUAAGGAAAAAUAGUAAAAAGACAGAAUUAAAGGCUCUUUAUCUGAAUACACAGAGCAUUCAUAAACAAAAUGGAUGAAUUGAUAACACAAAUAAAAAUUAGUUUGGCAUGAUAGCCACUAUAGAGGCAUGGUUGCAAAGUGGCCACAACUGGCACCUGAAUAUUCAAGGGGAUUUGACAUUUCAGAAGGACAGAAGGAAGGAAAGAGAUGGGGGUGGCUCUGUUAAUAAAGAAUGAGAUCAGUACAGUAGCAAGAAAUAAUCUUGGCUCGGAAGAAUAGAAUCAGUUUGGGUGGAAAUAAGAAAUAGCAAAGGAAAAAGUCACUGGUGGAAGUGGUUAUAGACAGCCUGAUAGUAGAUACACUAUGGGACAGAGAAUAAAUCAAGAAAUAAUUGGAGCUUGCAAGAAAGGUGCUGCAAUAAACAUGGGAGAUUUUAAUCUUCAUAUAGAUUGAAGGAGUCAAAUUGGCAAAAGUAACCUGGAGGAUGAAUUUGUAGAAUGUAUUCAGUGCAUUCUGGAACCAACCAGGGAACAGGCUAUUCUGUCGAAGGGUCAUGAGGACUCGAAACGUCAACUCUUUUCUUCUCCACCGAUGCUGCCAGACCUGCUGAGUUUUUCCAGGUAAUUCUGUUUUUGUAACAGGCUAUUCCAUAUCUGGUAAUGUGUAAUGAGAUGGGAUUAAUUAAUGACCUCAUAGUAAAGGAUCAUCUAGAUAAGAGGGAUCAUAACAUGCUAGAAUUCCACUUUUGAUCUGAGGGCAAAAAUUUGAGCCUGAAACUAGGCCUGGAUUUUUCCUACAGUGGGCGGGAGCAGUCAGGGGCAGGCUUGGACGUGAUCGCCACCCACGAUUGGCUGUGCGCCGCCAUUUUUAAGGCCCACCCAGCAUAAUGCAGGGCGGCAG
Molecule: messenger RNA, 5013 nt
Organism: Carcharodon carcharias (great white shark)
Lineage: Eukaryota; Metazoa; Chordata; Chondrichthyes; Lamniformes; Lamnidae
Product: MAP kinase-activated protein kinase 2-like
Exons: 10
Coding region: 288-1451 (387 amino acids)
Biological process (GO): intracellular signal transduction; peptidyl-serine phosphorylation; protein autophosphorylation
Cellular component (GO): cytoplasm; nucleus
Molecular function (GO): calcium/calmodulin-dependent protein kinase activity; mitogen-activated protein kinase binding; calmodulin binding
Source: RefSeq, a predicted model, not a curated record